Bradysia coprophila is the source of this 2251-nucleotide messenger RNA. RefSeq names its product intraflagellar transport 54 (gene IFT54). Gene Ontology annotation, cellular component: axoneme; ciliary basal body; intraciliary transport particle B. Gene Ontology annotation, biological process: intraciliary transport; cilium assembly; regulation of microtubule cytoskeleton organization. Lineage: Eukaryota; Metazoa; Arthropoda; Insecta; Diptera; Sciaridae. The record is from RefSeq and is a predicted model, not a curated record. Gene Ontology annotation, molecular function: microtubule binding.
UGCCUCGUCUACGUUAUUAUUACUUUAGCACGACGACAUUUAUUUUAUUGCCAUAGCGACCGUAACCAUCAAACAAAAACCGCGUAGAUUCAAUGUUAUUUCAUCAGAAUUUGUACAACAUAAAAGUUGAAUUUUUAGUUUUUUAAAUUUUAAAAUUCGUUCGCCACCUAUUUGUGGCGAUGACUGAAGUUGAUCCAGAUACCAUCAAGAAAACCCAGACCACACUCGGCAAAUAUGUGAAGAAACCGGCCCUAACCGAAAAAUUACUGAAUAAACCACCGUUCCGUUUCUUGCAUGACAUUAUUACAUCGGUCAUACAAAGUUCUGGAUAUCUUGAUGGUUUAUUCGAGCCAAAUGAAAUGGUUUCUGCGAAUAUUAAAGACAAAGAGGCGAAGAUUUCGUUUUUGCAGAAAGUGAUAGACGUAGUUAAGAUUAGCACUAAGGAAAAUGUGAAUGCGAAACCAUCAAAAAUUGUCGCUGGACAAGAACCUGAACGAACGAAUGAGCUGUUGCAACUGAUAGGACUAGCAUUGAGUAAAAAAAUCAGCAGUACUGAGGCCGUCAAAAUGGUUAGAAAUAAUGAAAUUCCUAAAGCAAGUAAAAAUUCUACCACGAAACCGAGUAAAGUAAGCAAGCAAAGUUCCAUUGAUUCGGUGAAGACCAAGUCGAAAAGUAGCGAUGACACCAAAACCUCUAUGUUGAAAGACAACAAUAAAAUUAAUCAGAAAGUGAAAGAAACGAAAGACAAGAACAACGAGAGACAACUGAAAGAACGCACCAAAGACAAGGAAACGAAACCCAGUCGUGAUGCUAAGAAACCAACGAAGGAGGUAAAAGGUAGCGAGAAAAUAAGACCGGAAAAAGUUAAAGCUAUUAAUGGUACGGAAGUUAAAAAAUCGUCUACUAAAAUCAUUAAGGAAGAACCUAAGGAGAAGGUUCCAAAGGAGACCAUUAGCAAAGUGGACAGUGUUCCAGAAAUAACUCAGUUGGAUAAAGUAAACGAGGUGGUGAUUAACUCAAACGAUGCUGAUGACCUACAAAAAUCUUUUGAGCCAGAAAUUGUUUCUGUUCAAAUCCAAAGUGGUUUAAGUAAGACAAACAAUGAUCAAGACGUCGCUGAAACUGUUAUCAAUGGCGAUAUAAUGGAGAAACGGAAAUCUGCCGAUCGAUCUGACAGAAAAGUGGAGAGAAUUGCAUCAGAAGAGAAAGAUAGUAACGAGAUUCAUGAAACGGCUUCAAAUGUCAACGGUGAACCAGAUGUACCCGCACUUACUUCGAAUGGCGAUAAUUUAGUUGAACAAAAUGGCAUUGCUCAGGAUGGAGAGAAAGGUGAGAACGAACCGAAAUCUUCUAGGAAAGUGUCGUCGAAAAAAGACAAAGAAAAUGUAAAUGUAAAUGACACAACACGGACGGUCCAGAAAACUAUUACAUCUAGAAAUAAUUCAACUGAAGCUGCUGACACUCCAUCCCUUCCCCGACCUCGAACAUCGCUACGUCCACCAAGCGUUAGACCAGCUUCAGCAAGACCUGGAGCUCCGAGGCGACGCGACAGAAAUGUUGAAAUUGUUUUACAACCGGAUGGAAAUAUGCCAAAGCCCGGAGUGAAUAUAAAAAUUGACCCGUUGAAUGUUGAGCUGGACGAUGAUGGUGAAAAUUUGGUUAUAAUUGAAGAUUCGUCAAAUCAGAUGAAUGACAGUAAAUACGGAGCCGAUGUGCUGAACGAAAACGAUGAGGAGCAACAAGGUCAUCUAGUGCAACAAAUAUUAGAAACCCAAAAGGAAUUUUUGAAGAUUGACGAGGAAUCCAGCGAAAAACGACGAACUGAAGCUGAAUGGGACUUGAAUAACUCUCAUCAGCGUCAGACGUCAGCAAAGCAAAUGGAUUCACUUCGAGAUUCAAUUCAAAAGUUAACGAGAUCCAUCAAUCCGUUGGGAAAGUUGAUGGACUUUUUACAGGAGGAUGUUGAUUCGAUGCAAAUGGAAUUGUCUAUGUGGAAGAACUCAUACGAAAGUACGAAAUUGGAAUUGAAACGUGAAGAAGGUUUAACUGAAACGGCCAUCGAACCGCUCCGGCUCCAGUUAGCCCACAUAGAAUCAGACAUCAAAGAUCAGAUUGAAAUUAUGGACCUGGCCCGUGUUGAUAUAAUGGAGAACGAGGAAAAAAUUCUGAAAUUACUGACAGAGAUGUAAACGAAUAAUCAAUAAUUGGAAAUAAAUUUCUUUUCUAAGCUGCUGUAGUCGGCCCAUUACAA